AGUCAGCACCGCACCUCUCUCUCUCUCUGCUUGUAUAAAUCACUCCAGCCUCUCCUCCUAUCCUCCUAGAGUCCUCGUGCUGCUAGUAGCCAAGCACGCGGAAGGUGUUGCCGGCACGGAAGCCUCGCUCUGCCGCCCGGAUCAAGUCUGAAGCGAAGGCGGGCGGACAUGAGGGCGGGCGGGAUGCUGUGCCGGUCGCAGGCGGCGACGGCGGUCUGCGUGCCGGGGGACGCGCGGUCCAUAGUGGUGGCCCGGCGCGCCGGCGGGGACGACGGCGCCCGCGCCCUGCACGACGUCAGGUACGCCCGCCUCGGCGGCGCCGCGGCCGAUGGCAGCGGCCGCCGGUCCGCGUCGCGCCGGGUCGCGGCGCCCAGGGCCAGCCAGGGCGCGGCGGCGGCCCCUCCGCCGCCGCCGCCCCCUCCUCCUCCGCCCGCCGUCGUCUCCGGCGCCGCGUCGUGCAAGCCGCGCGUGGAGAUGGCGAGGCGGCGCCCCGGCCGGGCGCCCGUGGCCGUGACGCUGCCCAUGGUGACCAAGAGCCCCAGCAAGGAGGCCCCCGCCAAGGACCUCGCGGCGGCGGCCAAGCGCGCCGCCGCCGCCGCGCCUGGCGACCAGGUCCUCCAGGUGGUGGUGAUGAAGGUGGCCAUCCACUGCCAGGGCUGCGCGGGCAAGGUCAGGAAGCACAUCUCCAAAAUGGAAGGGGUGACGUCGUUCAGCAUCGACCUGGAGAGCAAGAAGGUGACGGUGAUGGGCCACGUGUCCCCGGCCGGCGUCCUCGAGAGCAUCUCCAAGGUCAAGAAGGCCGAGCUCCUCGCCUGAUGAAUAAUCCUCCGCCGGCUACAUGCAUGCAUGCAUCAGCUGAAGAAGAUCGAAGAGAGAGACGAGGGAGGAGGCUCUGGUGGCUGGGGAUGGAGAAAUAGAAAAGUAAACGACAGAUCAUAUAAUGGCAUGCGUGUCAUGGUGUAGUACGUAGCGAUCGGGUGCAGUGCAGGCAUGCAUGCGCGUGCCGUGGUACGGUGGUGGUGACUGGUGAACUGGGGAGAAACCGUGCGUCGUCGUCGUCGUCGCAGCACCUGCUGGGUGUAGCUACCUAUAGGGUCGGUGUGUGCAUGCUGCUUACUUUAUUUACUUUAUUACAUAUACUCCUUGCUCGUCAGCUUUA
This is a messenger RNA of Panicum virgatum (switchgrass), 1159 nucleotides long. Its product is annotated as protein SODIUM POTASSIUM ROOT DEFECTIVE 2-like. The transcript is spliced from 3 exons. Lineage: Eukaryota; Viridiplantae; Streptophyta; Magnoliopsida; Poales; Poaceae. Gene Ontology annotation, molecular function: metal ion binding. Bases 169 to 816 code for a protein of 215 amino acids. The record is from RefSeq and is a predicted model, not a curated record.